Messenger RNA from Crotalus tigris (Tiger rattlesnake), 5058 nucleotides. It is a transcript of the gene MYOM3, whose product is annotated as myomesin 3. The record is from RefSeq and is a predicted model, not a curated record. The transcript has 37 exons. The coding region runs from base 174 to 4439 and encodes 1421 amino acids. Lineage: Eukaryota; Metazoa; Chordata; Lepidosauria; Squamata; Viperidae. Gene Ontology annotation, molecular function: protein binding.
UGCCCUCAAGAAAGGGACGGACAUCGCUCCAGUGAGUUCUGUUCUUCUUCAGAACUCAGAACUUCAUCAACCCUGCUCAGAUUUUCCUCUAAUACACUGGGAUCCUAAGCACUGGGGAAAUAUUUUUCAUCCUCAGAUUGUUAAAUCAAGACAGGAAUCCUCUGAUCUCCAUCAUGACAACCCACACCUUUUACCACCACAGAGAAGAGGAGCAGAAGGCAGAGAGACACCGCGAUUUGCAAAUGACUUCACAGACAAGAAAGUCCAAGUUCAGGACCAGCGAAGAAGAAGAAAGUUUCACAUCUCUGGAUAGGACCAUUGCAUCUGCUCUUGCGCUGACAACUGAAGAAUCUUGGGAAACCAGGAUGAGACGGAAGGCCACUAUACUAAACCUGGAGGAGAGGGGAAAGAAGAGAAUUCGUUUUGGGAAUGACAUGGAAAAACUAGAGAAGGAUGUCAUCAGAAACUGCCGGUUCUUGCGGGUGAAGGCUGACAGGAUGGCCCUUCGGAGGAAGGCUGAAGCGAAGGCGCUACUGGAAAAGGAGGUGAUGGAGCUGUUGUCCUGCCGGGCACCCAUGUUUUGGAUCCCCCUGAGAGCUCACACAGUCUGGGAGAGGAUGAGUGUCACGCUGGAGUGCACUGUUCUGGCUAACCCUCAGCCGAAGGUCACCUGGUUUAAAAAUGGAGUUCGAAUUGAUCCUCGUGUUGCUCCAGCAGGGAAAUACAAAAUGAAGAAUGAAUUUGGAAUGCUUACCUUGGAUAUCAGGAGAUGCUCUUUGGAUGAUUCUGCUGAAUACAGUGUGGAAGUGAAGAACUCGUAUGGCGAGGCCAACUCAUUUGCAACCGUAUUUGUCAGGAAAUAUUAUGGGAUGGAAUCUGGAUUUGAUUCAGAAAUCUAUAAAAAGAGACUCAGAGACAUAGAAGCUGACUUCGCCAGCACAUUGAGGCCCAUCUUUGCUACAGAGAAGGAAGCCUUCAUCCUCUCCUGCACUUUCACUUCAGACCUUCAAGAAUACCAACGAAACAUUUCCUGGUUCCGUGACGGUGAGUUGCUGAAAGAUUCUGACCACCGGCAAAUCAAAUGUGAGGAUCGGGAGGCAUCCUUGAUAGUAUCCUGUGCUUACAAGGAGGAUGAAGGCUUUUACAGCAUCCGUAUCCCGACACAAGACGGCUACAGUGAACAAAAAGCUUACGUGUUUGUUAGGGAUGCUGCAGCUGCAACAGCUGGUGCUCCUGGAUCUCCUCUCCUUGUACAAUGUCAUGCUGUGAACAAAAAUACCCUCAUACUUUCAUGGGUACCUCCCAGUGAUAAUGGUGGAAGCCCCAUCAUUGGUUAUUACAUUGAAAGGUGUGAAAUGGACACAGAUGAAUGGGUUCCUUACAAUGAGCAAUUGGUGAAAACUUGCAGGUCACCAGUUUUGGGUCUCACAGAAGGAAAGACUUACCAGUUCCGAGUGAAGGCUGUCAAUUGUGCAGGAAUCAGUAACCCUUCAAAGGCCAGCAGUCCUGUGACAAUGAUUGAUCCUAAUGAAGCAAAGAGGUUGCUAAAUAUUCCUUAUGACGAUGGGAUGAGGACAAUUAUAAUUUCAAAAGACGAACUGGAACCUGAGAUUAAGAUCCCGUUGCCUCCCACUAAUGUUCAUGCCAGUGAGACUAGAGAAGAUUAUGUGAUCCUCUCCUGGGAUGAGCCAGAUCCCAGAGGUAAAGAGCCACUGAGCUACUAUGUAGAAAAGUCCAUCACAGGCAGUGGCAAGUGGCAGAUGGUUAAUCUGGAUAUUCCCGUCAGUUCCACUACUUUUCCUGUCUUUGGUCUGGAGAAGGCAAAGUCCUACUGUUUCCGAGUACGGUCAGUGAACAAGUACGGAGUGAGCAAUCCUUCUUUGCCCAGUGAACCCAUCUCUCUGGGAGAAAAGAUUGCUCCGCUUCCACCCCCAUCUCAGGUCCUGGCUUUCAGAGAUACCAAGACAUCUGUGUUCGUACAGUGGAACAAGCCAAGAAAAGAACCACUGGGUUAUUACAUCUAUUGCAAGGAGGUUGGGACAGAUGAAUGGCAAACGGUCAACAAUAAACCCGUCACUUGUCAUGAAUUUACUGUUCCAGGGCUCAAAACUGGCAAGCAAUAUGUCUUCUGUGUCAAAUGUGUCAAUGAAGCUGGUGUAGGAGAAAGCUCCCCAGAAUCUGAUCCCAUUCUUGUGAGACAAGCAAUCUCUCUUCCAUCCGCUCCACGAGGUUUUGCCCUGCUGAACUGUGGGAAGGACACCAUGACCAUAGGCUGGAAGCCUCCGAAACGCAAAGGAGGUUCAAAGAUUCUGGGCUAUUUCUUGGAUCAGCAUGAUACUUCCCAGACUGACUGGCAUGAGACCAACAUUAAGCCCAUUGCUGAACGGGUUUAUACGGUCACCAACCUGGAUGAAGGACACUUUUAUCAGUUCCGUGGUUAUGCAAUGAACAUAGUUGGUGUCGGGAAGGUGUCGGAGCCCAGCGACAUUUUCAAGUGCGAGGAGUGGACAAUGCCAGAACCAGGACCUCCCUAUGAUGUCAGAUGUACAGAAGUAAGAGACACCUCUCUGAUGCUCCGUUGGGAGCCACCUUUGUAUACUGGAGCAGGGCCAAUCCGUGGUUAUUACGUGGAGGCCUGCGAGGAAGGAUCAAACAUCUGGGAACAACUGAAUAAACAGCCGAUAUCAAACACACACAUGAAGCUGAAUGACCUGGAAACUGGGAAAUGUUAUACUUUCCGAGUGCGAGCUGAGAACAAGGCCGGUGUUGGCCCACCAUCACUGCCAUCAGAUCCUGUGAUAGUGAAAACUAAACCAGACACCAAAGAAAUUGAAGUUGGGGUAGACGAGGAAGGGUUCAUCUACUUGGCAUAUGAAGCUCCUGACAUGGUUGACACUUCAGAAUUUAUUUGGUCCAAAGACUAUGAAGGACCUCCAAAUCCUGACAGAGUUGAAAUUGUAGACAAAGAUAACAAGUCUAAAGUUAUUCUGAAAUAUGCUACUGAACGGGACCUGGGAACAUAUUCCGUAGAAGUAACUGAUACUGAUGAAGACAUUUCUGCCAGCCAUGUUUUAACUCAGGAAGAACUGGACCGACUGCGAAUGAUCAGCCAUGAGAUUCGAAACCCCUUGAUUGAGCUGAUAUCUGGAUGGAACAUUGAUGUUCUGGAGAAAGGGGAGGUGCGACUUUGGCUAGAAGUGGAGAAACUCUCUCCAGAGGCUGUGCUUCAUUUGUUCUUCAACGAGAAAGAGCUCUCAAGCACUCCGACACACAAGAUCAGCUUUGACAGAGCGAAAGGCCUUGUGGAACUGAUCAUCCAGGACUUCUGCGAGGAUGACAAGGGGACCUACACCGCCCAUCUGAAAGAUGGCAAAGCGGAAAAUCAGUUUACUUUGGCUCUCGUUGGAGCUGAUUUUGAUAAACUUAAAGCAGAGGCUGAUGCCAAAAAGAAAGACUGGAAAAGAAAACAUGGUCCUCAUUUUAUUGAACAACUGGCAUGGAAGGUCACUGAAGACUGUGAAGUCCUGCUGACUUGCAAAGCAUCAAAUAUGAAGAAGGAUACUUCUUUUCAAUGGUUCUUUGAUAACAAAGCCCGCUCAGAUGGUCAAUAUAAUUCAAACACAGGAGCUGGACUCCUACAGAUUAAAAGGAUUACCAAAGCAGACAAAGGAGUCUACAAAGCUGUGGUUUCUGAUGACCGUGGGCAAGACAUAACCCAACUUGAUCUUACAAAAGAAGCAUUUGACGAUAUCCUCAAGGAGCUGGCCAGAAUCAGUAUUCUUUCUGCAUCUCCUUUGAAAGUGCAGCCGACUGUAGAAGGUAUCAAGAUCUACAGUGAAGUAAAGUACUACACAGAUGCCAUGAAGACCACCUGGCACCACAAUGACAAGCGUCUGGAAGGAGGAGAUCAUUUGAAAGUAGGAACAACCAUGGACCAGGUUUGGCUUCACAUCCUUGAUCCCAAAGAGUCCGACCGAGGCAAAUAUACCCUGGACCUCACGGAUGGGAAAGAAAUGCGCAGAUUGACAACUGACCUAUCUGGGAAAGCUUUCGAUGAUGCCCUCGCCGAACAUCAAAGGCUGAAGCAAGCAGCUGUUGUGGAGGAAUACCGUGCCAAAGUGGUUCGUGGCCUUCCAGAUGUUGCAACCAUCAUGGAAAGUAAGACUUUGUGCUUGACUUGCAUCAUCUCUGGAGAUCCUUACCCAGAAAUCACCUGGUACAGGAAUGAGAAGGUCAUUGCCUUCAAAGAUCGGUACAAGAUGGAAGUGAAGGGUACCGUGAUCACAAUAACCAUUGAGAAUGUCAACAGCGAGGACACUGGGAGGUUCAGCAUCCUCGUCAAGAACAAGUGGGGCUCUGAAACUGGGAAGGUGACAGUCAGCGUCUACAAGCAGGGGGAAGAGCCUCAGGAGCUGAAAGAUGAGCCACCUUCUGUCUGAACCGCCCAGGUUCCGUUCUAAGGGCUUGGCCAGGUCCAGAGGGCAUCACCCAAUAGAAGAGGGUGGUCCUUCUUCAUUGCAAAGAAAGACCCAUCGCCCCAUCUCCUACCCUACCAUUGCCACUCUCUGAGCAGGAUCAUAGGCUUAUGAUAUUUAUAGAUAUUUUAUAAAAGUCAGCCUCCAGCCCCAUAAGAGGAUUGGCAUCAGGUCUCUUGCCUGCCUCUCAGUGUUUUUCAAUGCUUUCAAACAUAUAUCGUGUAUUCCGGCGUAUAAGACGACUUUUGAGAGCGUUGAAACAGCCUCUGAACUCGGGGGUCGUCUUAUACACCGAGUCAUCUUAUACACCAGAAAUAAUGUAGUUUCUGGCAUAUAAAACGACUUUCUAGGCAUGCGACUCGGCGUCGAUCGUCUUAUACGCUGGAAAUACCGGUAGUUUCCGGCAUAUAAGAUGACUUUCUAGGCAUGCAACUCAAUGUCAAUCGUCUUGCAACCUGGCGUCGAACUCGGGGGUCGUCUUAUAUGUCGGGUCGCCCUAUAUGCUGGAAUAUACGGUAUAUCCAGUGAGAGGGAAGAAAGGAGAGGAGAGAGAAAAGAGUAAAGGAGGGGAGAAGGAAGUAGG